AUGGCCGUACUCGAUAAGCCCAACGCUCCUGCUCCUCGCGAGUUGCACAAGAGUCAAGAUGUGAGCCUGGGAUGACUUUUAACCGUCUGCUAUCCGAACGAUGCGGUCAUUGGCCGCCUGGAAUCGCGGAUCCUCGCAGUGUGACACAUCGCUGAUCACAAAUAUCUUCCAUCUCCAGAAUGCGACUCAAUCCAACUACCAUCAUAUCGCGACCCAACACGUCGAUCUGGAGUGGACCGUCGACUGGACCACGCGGCUCAUCUCGGGUUCAGCAACGCACACCAUGACCGUGCUCAAGGAUGGCACCGCGUAUGCCAUCUUCGACGCCUCUUACCUCGACGUCACGUCCAUACAUCUCGUCGAUGGAGAUCACAAGCAGAUCCGUCGACUCGAAUACGACCUCCCUCCGCGUCACAAGGUCAUGGGCUCGGCCCUCAAGGUCGAACUGCCCCACAAGAUGGAUAAGGGACAACAGGUCAGGAUCAAGAUUGACUAUUCGACGACCAAGCAUUGCACCGCUCUGGGAUGGCUCAACCCUGAACAGACCCACAGCAAGAAGUAGUACGUUCGGGUCACUCAGGGGAAAAUCUUGCCUCCUCCGCACCCCACUUUACCUGACUGAGAUGCCCGCCCCCCCUCCCCGCAGUGGCUUCUUGUACUCGCAAUGCCAAGCGAUCCAUUGUCGUUCGCUCGUGCCCAUCCAAGACACCCCGGCACUCAAAAUCACCUACACCGCAGCCGUCACCUCCCCUCUCCCCAUCCUCAUGUCCGCUCUUCGACUCUCUCCACCUUCGGAAGAGAUCAUCGAGAUCGACGUCGCCAAGACCAUCACCUAUACUUUCAAACAACCCGUACCCAUCCCGAGUUAUUUGAUCGCCAUUGCAAGUGGGGAAUUGCAGUUCGCGAGCUUGACCCAGAGAUGUGGAGUUUGGGCCGCACCGGGCUUGAUCCAACAGGCCGAAUGGGAAUUCAAGGCCGAUGCCGAAAAGUUCGUCCGCGGACAACGACCAUUUGAUGACUUCCCCCUAACUUUUUCGUUUUUGCGUGUUCCCAGAUUCAUCCAAGUCGCCGAAAGCUUGACCUCGCCUUACCGCUGGGGCCGCUUCGACAUGCUCGUCCUACCCGCCAGUUUCCCCUACGGCGGUAUGGAGAAUGCCAACAUGACUUUCCUCACCCCCGCCCUCGUCGUCGGCGAUCGUUCCCAAGUCGACGUCAUCGCCCAUGAACUCUCCCACUCGUGGUUCGGUAAUGGCAUCUCGUGCAAUUCGUGGGAUUCCUUUUGGCUCAACGAGGGUUUCACGACGUGUUGCGAGCGGAUGAUUGCGGGAGAGAUGAGGGGUUCCGCGGCGAGGGAUUUCGAGUUCAUCGUCGGGAUGCAAGGCUUGAAGGCAAGUUUGAAACAACAGGCCAAGACGCCCCGGUUCCAGAGGUUGCAUAUCCCUUACGCCGAAGGGGACGACCCCGAUGAUGGGUUCUCGAGCGUGCCUUAUGAUAGUGAGUUCACCGCAUCGAUUAGGAUCUGAGCUUGAAAGGAUUUGCUGAUGCGGUGUAUCUCAUUAGAGGGUGCCAACUUCUUGUAUCUUAUCGAACGCACCGUCGGUGGGCUCGAAGUGUUCAAGCGUGAGUACCAGUGCUGCGGUCUUUUUACAACAUCCCAAACUCACACACCAGUCCUCGGUCGCAGCCUAUCUGAUCGCCUACGUCAAGCGCUUCGACGGUCUCUCCAUCUCCACCCGUGACUGGCUCGAUCACUUCUGGGACUACUGGAACCAAUACCCCAAGCUAUCCGCCAAGCUGCGUUCCGAAAUCGACUUCGACGCCUGGUUGAACGGCGAAGGUUUGGACCUCCCCAACAAGAUUGAAUACGACACCUCCAUCGCCGAUGGAGCGUAUGCCCUGGCAGCGAAAUGGAAUACCGUGAGGGACAAAUCCGAACAAGAAGUCGACAAGAUGUUCAACAAGGAUGAUAUCGAGGAUUGGUCCUCCCCUGCGUUCGGGAUGUUUUUGGAUACCUUAACGACAAGAUACGAUGCCUUUGAUCCCAAGAUCGUCCAAGCGAUCGAUCGAGCGUAUAGCGUCAAUUCAUCGACCAACCCCGAAGUAUUGUUGAGGUGGUUUUUGUUCACCUUGGGAUCGGGGUGUUUUGAGAAAGAUGCCGCGAAAUGGAUUAGGGAUCAAGGGAGGAUGAAGUACGUCAGGCCUCUGUACGUUGCGCUGAACAAGGUCGAUGACAAGUUGGCCAAGGAAACGUUCGAUAAGUAUGGCAAGGCGUUCUUGCAUCCUAUUGCUAGGGCGAUGGUCGCAAAGGAUUUGGGCGUUUCGGAGGAGUAG
Microbotryum saponariae is the source of this 2331-nucleotide messenger RNA. The record is from the annotation of a GenBank genome assembly. NCBI's taxonomy places the organism in Eukaryota, Fungi, Basidiomycota, Microbotryomycetes, Microbotryales, Microbotryaceae.